Pollicipes pollicipes is the source of this 2274-nucleotide messenger RNA. RefSeq names its product dynein regulatory complex protein 11. The transcript has 11 exons. NCBI's taxonomy places the organism in Eukaryota, Metazoa, Arthropoda, Thecostraca, Pollicipedomorpha, Pollicipedidae. The coding region runs from base 13 to 1764 and encodes 583 amino acids. Gene Ontology annotation, molecular function: ATP hydrolysis activity; ATP binding. The record is from RefSeq and is a predicted model, not a curated record.
CAUGUGAAGGAGAUGAGAGAGGAGGAGAUGGUAUUCAUUGGUAUGGCGCCGCCUCCACGACCGUCGCCGCCGCCACAGCAGCGGCUGGCCGAGGUGGAGUCUGCCCGGCGCGAGGUGCAGGCACGUCACGAGCAGCAGUACCAGGAGGCGCUGGUCACCGUCAAGGAGGAGCUGCGCCGCCUGCAGGCCGUCCAGAUGCGAGAGGACAUGCAGGACCAGAUCCGGGCCUGGAUGGUCAAGGAGUGGGAGGAUCAUGGUGAAUUUCCUGAUCUGCCCAAGGAAGAGGAGGGUGGCUCCGCCGCCAUAUUUGAUCCCGAUUUUGUGCCGCCUCCGAAACCAGCAAAGGAGGAGAAAAAGGGCAAGGGCAAGAAGGACAAGAAAGAUAAAAACAAAAAGAAGGAGGGGAAGAAGAAGAAGAAGAAGGGUGACGAAGAUGAGGGUUUCAUCAUGCAGCCGUCUAAGUUCGUACCCGCCAUCAUAGAGGCCUGCAAUGAGUACAACGAGCACUGGAAGCACAAAGAUGAGAAAAACAACUUUGAACAGAAUUUCGACAGUGAGAUUGUGCGCAAGGACAAGCUUCAUGAGCUGGAGACCGAAGUGAGAAAAGACGUGGAUGAAGUGAUGAGGGAUGAGCUGGAACGCUUGAAGGAAGCGUUGGAAAGAGACAGGGGGAAAAAGGGCCGCAAAAAGAAGAAGAAGAAAGGGAAAAAGAAGAGAAAGAAAGGGGGCAAGAAGGGAAAGAAGAAGAAAGGGAAGGAUUUGACACCGGACAGAAGCCUUGAGUCAUUAGUCGAGGAAUUGGUGGAAAACAAUGUGAUGAAGCUGAUUCCGGAAAAGAGGAUGGCUGACUUCAUGGGGUACCCUGCACUGACCGGCUCGCUGCAGCGACUCAAACACGAGGAGGCACGUCCGCAGCUGGGCGACGUCCGGCGGGUGCUCACAGAGUACUGCGUGAUGCCCAUGGGCUGUCCGGCGGUGCACGAGACGGCGCCGCUGGUCAAGUCCGUGCUGAUCGCCGGGCCGCCGGGCUCCGGCAAGAAGCACCUGGUACACGCCAUCUGCGCCGAGUCGGGCGCCGUGCUGUUCGACUUGACGGCAGCCAGCAUCGCCGGGCGGUACCCGGGCAAGGCCGGGCUCACCAUGCUCAUGCACCUCGUCAACAAGGUGGGCCGCCUCCUGCAGCCGGCGGUCAUCUGGAUCGACCGAGCCGAGCGCACCUUCGUCAAGAAAGUGCCCAAGACGGACAAGACGGAGCCCAAGCGGCUCAAGAAGGAGCUGCCCAAGUUCCUGAAGGCGCUGACGCCGCUGGACCGUCUGGUGCUGGUCGGCACCAGCGAAUCUCCUUGGGACGCCGACCAGAAGGCACUGGGCCAGGCGUAUCAUCGCGUGGUGCUGCUGCCUGCGCUAGACUACGCCAGCCGGCUUCAGCUGCUGACCCGGACGGUAGCGGUGCCGGGUGUGCCGCGCCACCCCAGCCUCGACCUGAGCACGCUCACCAAGCUGACGGACGGCUUCACGGCCGGACACUGCCUGGACAUGGUUCAGCAGGUGGUCACCGAGAAGCGUAUUGUGAAGCUGAGGAAGCGGCCGCUCAAGACGGCCGAGUUCAUCCCCGUGCUCUCCACCCUGCAGCCCGUCAUGAGGGAGCAGCAGCAGAUGUACUACACGUGGCUGACCAAGACGCCGCUGGGCAAGAAGCGGGCCAGAAUGUUGGAGGCCGAGGCCGAGGAGGCCACCAAGAAGAAGGCGGCCGUGCGGAGGUGAUGUCGGUGACGCUGAGCGGCCAUGGCCCAGUCGGGCCCGGCGCUGGAGCGGUGGCAGCGGUGGGCGGCGCCCUGGGUCAAGACAGAGCGUCUUUUAUAUAUAAUAUUGUCAAGUUUCUAGUCAAAUUGUGAUUUUGUGCCGGCACUUUCUCGUCAGUUGUCAAACGUCUCCUCAAGCGGCAGACCCAUGCUGUAGCCAUCGUAGCAUCACGCAGCAUUCUCAAAGCACUCGGGAGUUGAUGACCACUCAAGACAGGUGGCUAAAUGUCCGUAGAGAGUAGACACUAGCACUAAAAGCGCCUGAAAAGCAUGCAUCGGCGCAGCAUACUUCGGUAGCGAAUAGGCCAGAAGUUUGCGAAGCUGUCGUUGACGAAAGCAUUCGUCCGUAGUAUCCGCCGCCCCUUUCUUUCCGUUUGUAGGUGCGUUGUCUGAUAAGUACUUACUUACAUAGAUAGGUAGAGACAUACACAUAUUUCCAUAGAUAAAGAUAAGUGUCCUGCCCGCAGGAGUU